Messenger RNA from Sinocyclocheilus rhinocerous, 1358 nucleotides. Its product is annotated as translation machinery-associated protein 16. The record is from RefSeq and is a predicted model, not a curated record. Bases 115 to 699 code for a protein of 194 amino acids. The transcript has 7 exons. Gene Ontology annotation, cellular component: nucleus. NCBI's taxonomy places the organism in Eukaryota, Metazoa, Chordata, Actinopteri, Cypriniformes, Cyprinidae.
UGUCAAUAAUACACGGAACAAAAAUACCGUAGAACCGCUUCAGCGGUCCGUGCCUCAAAUCUCCCCCCGUACGUCACACGUGUGAAAGACAGACUUUCUCUUAUAUCAACAAAUAUGCCGAAGGCAGCGAAAGGGAAGGGACAGGUGGAGAAGAAGACUAUUCACCCAUACAGCAGAAAAGCUGCAUAUUUAGCAAGCGCUGCCAUCAAACAACAGAGGAAAGAAAAGUUAAAGGGUGAAAAGGCACAGCGUCUAAAUUUGAUUGGUGAAAAACUGUUGUGGUUCCAAAGCCAGCUGGACCCUGACAAGUCAGAAUACACCAAACAAGAUGCUUGUAAUAUAAUUGAGAGGUACCUUCACCGGUUUGAUGGAGAGCUGGAGCAGAUUGAGUUAGCGAACAGUAUUAAAGGACGACAGGGUCGUCAGCACGGCUCUAGAGAAGCUAUCAUCAAACAAACAAUGGAGCGAGAGAGAGCUCAGUAUGAAGGCAAUGGCUUUGAAAUCCCUGAUAUCAUCAACUCUAAGCAUCUGAAAAUAUUCAGAGAGUGGACCGGGGACCUCAAGAAACUCCCCAACAUUAAGAUGAGAAAGGUUUCAGCCAAAGGCUCUGAUAGCACCGUGUCUGCAGUUUCACAAGAUAAACACAUGGAAGAAGAGAAUAAGGAAGAUGCAUCUCGGAAUUCUGAUACAGACCUAUAGCAAUCCUGCAGCUCUACUACAGUUUACAGUAGAGGAAUGGACAUCAUGCUGUGUAAGGACAGAAAGAGCAAGACGUUGCUUUGUGUUACUAGUGCUUCCUACUAGUAACCAGAGUGCACUAAGCCUCUUGCAAAAAUAUGUUGUUGUGAGGAAGGGUGUUACUUAGUCACUCAGGUAACAGUAUCAUUAGUUCAUAAAUAAACAGAGACUUUGAAACCGUUUGAGACAUUCACUGGUUUAUUGCACGGACUGAUUUUUGCAUGUUUCUUUUAUAAUGUGCAUCCGAGUUGUGAACACUGAUGUUGAUCAUCUCAUGAUCCUGGCAUGGCCCUAUGUGUGUUUGUUUUAUAAUUAUUUUAAUAUAUCAAGAUCACCACUGCAGAAAAUUACAAUACAAAAUUUUUUUUUAAUUUGCUGAAUUCUUUCUGAAUAACACUCGGCAAAAGAUGAUCGCCUCCAAACCUGCAUAUUAAAUCUGUCUUACAAAUAACUAAACACUAUUCUCCACAAACCCUUCAAAACAUACCUCCUCAAAAGCUGCAUAAGUUUUUAAAAAGAAAAUAAAAAUAGAUCCUGUACUUAAUGCCAUCCUGGUUACCAUAGUUACCCAUUUAUUUUAGACCGAUAAACAUGCCAAAAGGUUAUUGUGUGAAUUUUUU